Molecule: messenger RNA, 2139 nt
Organism: Scatophagus argus
Lineage: Eukaryota; Metazoa; Chordata; Actinopteri; Scatophagidae
Product: general transcription factor II-I repeat domain-containing protein 2-like
Exons: 2
Coding region: 1-1893 (630 amino acids)
Source: RefSeq, a predicted model, not a curated record
AUGGCUGAUGAUAUCUUGACAAGUGGGUCAAACGUGCCUUCCAAGUCUUCCAAGAGAACAAGAGACAAACAAACAACAAACAACAAGAGAAAAGUUGACUCUGAAAACAGAGCCUUUCAAAACCGAUGGGAGGUUGAGUAUAUGUUUACUGACAUUGCAGGUAAACCCGUGUGUCUUCUUUGUGGAGCUAAUGUGGCCGUAAUUAAGGAAUAUAAUGUAAAACGGCACUACGAGACAAAACAUCAGGAUAAGCUAAAAAACCUGAAUGCAGAGCAGAAGAUGCAGAAAGUCGAAGAGUUAAAGAAGAAUAUGAAGAUCCAGCAGAUGUUUUUCACCAGAGCAAAAUCCCAAAGUGAAGCUGCUGUGAAAGCAAGUUUUAUAGUGGCAGAGGAGAUCGCCAAAUCAGGCCGACCAUUUACUGAGGGAGAGUUUCUGAAGAGCUGCAUGAUGAAGGUGUGCGACGUCUUGUGUCCAGACAAAAAGCAGAUGUUCGCAAAUGUAAGCCUGAGUAGAAAUACGGUUGCUGAUUGGGUUUGUGAGAUUGCCACUGAUUUGAGAACACAGUUGAGUGAAAAAAGCAGAGACUUUGUUGCAUACUCUCUUGCUGUGGAUGAAAGCACAGACAUGACGGACACUGCACAGCUGGCGAUCUUCCUCCGUGGAGUGGACUCUAAUUUGCACGUUACAGAAGAAAUAUUGGACAUUAAAUCGAUGCAUGGAACAGCAACGGGAAAAGACAUUUUUGAAAACGUGUGUCAAAGUAUAACCGACAUGAAAUUGCCCUGGGACAAACUUGUUGGACUUACUACGGAUGGAGCACCGGCAAUGUGUGGUGAAAAAAGUGGACUAGUGGGAAGGAUGCGAGUAAAGAUGCAGGAGAACUGUGUUGGUGAGCUAACUGCAUAUCACUGCAUUAUUCACCAAGAAUCGCUGUGUGGUAAAGUCUUAAAAAUGGAGCAUGUGAUGAACACUGUAACGCAGACCAUAAACUUUAUCCGAGCCAAGGGAUUAAAUCACCGGCAAUUUCAAUCUUUUCUGUGCGAAAUAGAUUUGGAUUUUGCCGAGAUUCCUUAUCAUACAGAGGUACGUUGGCUGAGUCGGAGAAAAGUUCUCAACAGAGUUUUCGAGCUCAUUAAAGAAAUCUGUCAGUUCAUGGACAGUAAAGGAAAAGACUCCACAGUUUUGCGGGACGAAAAAUGGAAAUGUGAAUUGGCGUUUCUGGCUGACAUAACAGCUCAUCUCAAUGUCUUAAACCUGCAGCUCCAGGGACGUGACCGCAUGAUCACUGACAUGUAUGAUGCAGUGAAGGCAUUUCAAGUGAAGCUGCUCUUGUGGGAGACACAAAUGCACCAGUGCAACUUGCCUCACUUUCCCCGUUGCCAAGUAAUGAUGAACCACGUCGGCACAGCAGCAUCCCCAAAUGCGCACUUUGCUGAUAAACUGAGUGCACUGCGCACUGAGUUCGCACGGCGCUUUGGUGACUUUGAAGCACAAAAAAAUAACUUCGAGCUGCUUCGCAACCCAUUUGCCGUCGACGUGGAAACUGCACCUGUACAGAUGCAGAUGGAGCUGAUUGAACUGCAGUGUAAUGAGACACUAAAGGUAAAGUAUGACACUGCAGGGCCCGCACAGUUUUUUCGCUCCAUUCCUGAAGCAAUGCCCCAGCUCCGUCGACAUGUGGCUCGAACCUUGUGCAUGUUUGGUAGCACAUAUCUAUGUGAGAAGCUGUUCUCAGUGAUGAAGCUUAACAAAACAGUACACAGAAGUCGUCUCACUGAUGAACACCUGCAGUCCAUCCUGAGAAUCUCUGCAACACAGGACCUCACACCAAACCUGAAUGAAAUUGUUGCCAACAAAAGAUGCCGAGCAUCCAGCUCUGACAAAAUGGCAUAAGCUGAAAAAAAAAAAAAAAAAACUGAAUGAAAACUGAAAAAAAAAUAAACUGAAUGUUUUAAUUUGUUGUUAUUUUAACUUUUGGUGAAAAGCACAAAUUUUAUUUAUAUUUGCAUUUUUUCAUUUUCAUGAAUGCAUUUUGAAUUUGUAUAGUUUUGACAGGAGCAAAGUAUUUUAAGUUAUUAAUGUUUAAGUUUGUUUAUUCUGGAAUAAUAUUCCUGUCUGAUUUUAAUUCAUAUUUGUGUU